AUGGCGGCCCGCUGCCGCCUACUGCUGCCGGGCGUCGGCGAGGCGUGCGUCCCGCUGCCAAUCAGCUGCCAGGCGCUGCGCACCGCUGCGCUCCAGCACUUUGGGGCGGCGCUGCCCGGAGAGGAUUUUGUGAUCACCGACACUCUGGAGACCUUUGAAAGCGACGCAGACAUGCAGCGCAUUCGCGAUGGCGCCACACUGGUUGUCACGUCUGCUGCCAACCGUGCGCUGGCGGCGCCCGCUUCCGAGCGCAUCAGCUUCCAGCCCCAUCCCAAGACGCUGACCAUGGCCGGCGAGUUUGAGUACUUUGCAGCCCAGGGCCGUCACCCCUUUGUGUAUGCGCUGGCCGAGUUUGUGGACAACAGUUUGCGGGCCACGCGCCGCACUGCGCCCCACCCACGCUCUAUCACCGUCUCGCUGGUGGUCUCCGGCAACAACCCCGCCACAGCACGUGGCCUGGUGGCCAUCCAGGACAAUGGCUGCGGCAUGAACAAACUUGAGCUGACAGACUGGGCGGUGAUGAACCUGAGCAUGGAGGAGCGCGGCGCGGCGCCGCAGGAGCCGCAGCCGGCGGGGCGCGGGGGCGGCGGCGCGGCGGGCGCCCCUGGCGCCGGCCGCUUCCUCACUGGCGACCUCUCCUUCUUUGGCGUUGGCUCAAAGAAUGCUGGAUUCUUUAUGGGCUCCUCCAUCAAGGUGGCCACCAAGCGGGCAGAUGAGCUGUACGUGCACGAGCUGCGCCUGGCAGCCGCCGACCUGGAGCAGCGGUACCAGAACCGCGAGGAAGUCUAUGUGGAGGAAAUGAUCCACCGCAACCCAGCAGACCCCUCCACCCUGUCAUCCGCGGAGCAGCCCUUCAGCUGUGCGCGUACCUGGGUGGCGGCGGAGGGCGAGGAUGCCGAGGCCGGCGGCACUGGGCCCAGCUUCACUCGUGUGGUGAUUAGCGACUUAAAACCAGAUGUGCUUCGCCAGAUCAUGGCCGAUGAGCAGGGUACCCACAUCUGCCAGGAGCUGGCACACUUGUACCACUACUACCUGCAUGGCGAGCAGGGCAACCGUUCCGGCGGCAGCAAGGCGAUGCGCGAGGGGCGGCUGCCCAACGGCGAGCCCUUCCCCGAAAUUGUGCUGCGGUACCAGGUUGACUCGCGCAUUGUGUGGCAGCAGCGGCUGGCUGAGGUGGAGGACGACUUGGAGACGCGGCUGCUGCGGGCGCAGCAGGCCGAGUUGCCAUUCACACUGCAAGGCACAGUAUGCGGGGUGCUCUACUACUUCCCAUUUCAAAAUGACCAGGAGACGGUGCCGGUGGAAAACCCGCUGACCUCCUCCAAGCCAGCCACCAGCCCCUUUGGCCCUGGUGCCCGUGCCACCCAGCUGGGUCCCACGCAGCUGCAGCCACGGGGUACGCAGCACCUGCCGCAUCGCGCAACGCAGGCGCCACGUGGCACGCAGCUGGUCGGCGGGGCAGCAGCAGCAGUCGGCGGGCUGGAUGAGGAAGAAGACGAGGAGGCGCAGGGCGGCUGGCAGUCGGUCCCCAUCUUUGAGGCAUUCUGGCAGGGCCGCCUCAUCCCUGGCGCCCGCAUUGACACCCUGCCCUUCCUGGAGGCCGACAUGAUCCCUGACGAGGCCUUCCGCCGCCUGCGUGGCGCGCUCUUCUUCGGCCCUGCCUUCCGCGUCACCAGGAACAAGUUGUUGUUUAGAGAUUCUCUGCCCGAGGUGCUGGCCACGGCAGUGCCGGGGGAGCGCCAGAUGGAGGCCAAGUUGCGGCAGUGGCUUCAGCGCUGCCACUCCACACUGGACAAGUCGGUGCGAUUUGAGACGCUGGCCGACUCGCGCACACAGUCUGCGCUGCGCAGCAAGCUGGGCGAGGAGACCACCGCCUUUGACAGCAUCACCGAUGGCGCCCACACCAUUAGCAAGGGGGAUGUGGUGCGCGUCAAUGCCAAGCCGCAGGUUGUGGGAAGAGUGCUGUAUUUCACCAUUCCUCAGGCUGUGCGUGAGGAGGGCGCGUAUGCAAACGGCCGGCUGCACAUCGAGCUGAUCCCUGCCGAGGUGUACGGCCCGUCGUGCGAGAAGCAGUUCAGUCUGCGGCGCCUGGAGGCAGUGCUGAGCGAGGCGGAGCAGCAGGAUCACCUGCAGAAGGAGCUGCUGAGGGCGCCCACUUCGCUGCGCAUCGAUCCCAUGCGGUUUUCGACUGGGCAGGCCCUGGAGUUCACUGUCGGCGACACAAUCCCCGAAACUGCGGCCUCGGUGCUGAGCGGCAGCGGGCAGCGCAUGUCCAAGACAGCAUUCACUAGCGAGCGCUUCUUGGUGACGCAGCGCCUAUGGCGCUUGCCUGCCGGCGCUGAGGGCCUGGCUGGAGGGGCGGGAGAUGCUGAUGCAGCGGCGGCGGCGGCGGGAGAGGAGGAGGAGGGCGGUCGCCGUGCCGCCAAGAGGCAGCGCAAGGGCCGGAAGGGCAAGGGCCGGCAGGACGAGAAUGCCGACCCUGUGGCAGCCGCGGCGGCGGCAGGUGCAACAGAGUGCAACGGCAUGCCGCCAGGGGCGGAGUUGAUGCUGACUGUGGAGAACAAGACGCCAUUGAAGGACACUUUCCAGUUUGCUCGCAUUAGUGACGGCCUGCAUCGCUUCAGCCUGUCGGGCGAAGGCAAGGCUGUGACAGCUUUGAAGGACAUUGCGCUGGGCGAGGCGCUGCCGCCAAUCAAGGUCAUGUUCAGCGACCGGUUUGGCAACCCGGUGGCCAUGCAGCCCACGCAGACGCCUCCCUGCCUCAGCAUUGCCGCUCUGACGACUGGGCCGCUGGGAGAGCUGCAGCAAUGUGAGGAGCUCCAGGUGGUGGCACAGCAGGCGGCGGCAGAGGAUGGCCUGCUCAUCACCGACCUGCAGCUGCUGGGCAGCGAGGUGGUGGCCAGCGGGCCCGAGGCGCCUGGGCUUCAGCUGCUGGCCAGCGGCGAUGGGCUGUCGCAUCCCACAGGCCGCCAGGCCCAGGUGCAGCCCUCCAAGCAGAGCCUGCCAGCAGCAGAAGUGCAGCUGAGCAUCAGCCUGCAGGGCAGCGCGGAGCUGGAGUCGGUGAAACUGCCGUUGCGCUUGCGAGCGGGAGCACCGCAGUGCCUGCGGUUGCUACCUGGCCACCCAUGGGAAGCAGCACAACAGGAUGGCGGCGCAGGAGUGGUAACGCUGCAGAGCGGAGGCAGCCUGGCGGCGUUCCAGGUUGUAGUCUUUGACGCCUGGGGCAACCCCACUGCCCCAUCUGCCGACUUGGGGUUUACAGUGCUGGCAGAGUGCCAGGCCACGGGACCGCAGGCCAGAGAAUUUACCCCCAGUGGAGGAGGCAUCACCACUGUUGAGGGUCUAGUUGGCGUCAGCUCCACUGGCGCCAGCGGGCCCGCCACCUUCAAACUCAGCUUAAAGAGCUACCCCUGCAAUGCCAGCACCGAGGCAGCAGUGGCGGUGGCAGACCCCACCACCGCUCUGACCUUCCCGCUGGCAGUGGAGCCCUCAAUGAUGCCGACCAGCAUCCAGGUGCUGCGGGAUGGGCAGCCGCUGCCCACUAAGGAGGUGCAAGGCGACGAUGGGCCGAUCACAGUGGCGCUGCUGGACGAUGUGUCGGCAGGCAGCUCAGUUGUGGGCCUGUGCUUUGUGCUUCUGGACGAGGGGGGCACCCCGGCAGCACAGCAGCUGACGGGCAAAGUCACUCUGUCAUGGAAGAGCGGCAGCAAGAAGUUCACCUGGGAUGGAGAAGGGUUCAAGCUGCCCCCUGUCAAGGUGCCAGAGUCGGUUGCAAAUGAGUCCAACCAGUGGAUGCGAUUCACGUCCAUCGACCCAGCAGUAAUGCUGGAGAUGCCGCUGGAGAUCCGCGGUGUACCUGCCGAGCCUGCCAGCUGGACAAUCAGCAUGGUGGACCAGGUGACUAGCCAGAACAGUGAGGUUCUUGGCGUGGUGCAGUGUGGGCAGCCGUUUGCGUUAGAAAUGGAAGCCAUCGAUGCCUUCAACAAUAGAUGUGGCGGCGGCAGUGCGGCGCUGCCAUUGCCUGGGCUGACGCUGGAGAGUGAGGGGCCGCUGCAGUACAACGAGCAGGAGUGGGAGCAGGGCUGGGUGUCACAGGGCGGCGAGCAGGUGUACGCUGUGCGCAUGAUUGUGUCUGGGCACCCGGGGCGUGUGAAGAUUACCGUGCGCGACACUGGGGGCGAAGGCAGCAACUCACUUCUGGGGGAGGACAGCCUGUUUGUGGAGCUGCGUGCAGGGCCACCAGCACAGCUGGCUGUGGAGGGGCCUGCCACCCUUGAGUGCGGCACCAAGAUGGCCAUCCCACAGCUGCGCGUGCGUGUGUGCGAUUCGGCGGGCAACCCCACCACCGGCGAAAACUUUGAGGUCUCCCUGUGCAGCUCAGCAUUGGCCACCGACGGAACUGGCCGUGCCGCCUCAGUGUCAGUCAGUGGUGGCAACAAGAUCAAGCUGAAGCAGGGCGUUGCAGUGUUUAAAGAUGUGCGGGUGGUGGCGGAUGAAGCAGGAAGCUAUGCGCUGCGGGUGCAGGGUGCCAGCCGCAAAGUGGCGGUCCAAGACGCUGUGCUGCACCUUAUCAUGCAGCAGCUCAAUGCGGUGACAAACUUGCGGGUGCUGCUGUCAGAGGUGUUGGAGAGCAGCAGCUGCCAGGCGGGCACCUGCUCUGAGCUGCAUGUGGCGGUGAUGACGGAGAAUGGGCUGUCGCUGCCGCCCGAGGUGGCGGUUGCCAGCCUGGCCUUGAAGGUCUCGCCGCCAGGCGGCGGCAAGAAUGAUGUCGUGAGCUACAUGCUGCCUGCCCCAGAGCAGCCCGAUCAGCCAGUUGAGCUGCAAACAGAGGAUGGGCACUAUGUCUUCCAGCUGCCAGAGCUGACGGCGGCAGGCACUUACACUGCCGUGGCCGAGUAUGCGGAGGCGCGGCCCGACUUGGCAGCAGGGCUGUCCAACAAGGAUGCCAAGCUGCGCAGUGCCAGCGUGCGCUUUGAAGUGCAUCCGUGCCAGCCCGUCACCAUGAGGCUGGAGGCGGCAUCUCUGCCCGAGAAGGUGGCUGUGACUAAUGGCAGCAGUGGCAAACAGCGGCUGAUUCUCCGCAAUGCGGCAGUGCAGCUGCAGGACGUCUAUGGCAAUGCGGCAGGCGCUUGCGGUGUGCAGGUGCGGUGUCGCCUGCGGCUCCCAACUGGCGCCGCUGCAGACAGCUCCUCGCACCUGCCGGAGCUGCAGAGUGGCCACGACUUGGCCCCUCAGGAGACGGAUGAGCGGGGCAGGGCAUUCCUGGGGGACUUGUCCAUUGCAGAGGGCUCAGGCCAUGCCGCCAGUGGCGCCCUGCAGUGCGAGUUGGUGUGCGAAGCGCUGGGCCUGUACCCUAGUUCAGCACAUGAGUUGGAGACAGAUGGCGAUGGCUGGGCUGUCUGCUGGAGCUGUCCGGUGCUGUUCUCCGAUGAUGCAGCCAGGUUUGCACACAUUGAGCGCCUAAACCAGCAGCGCGGCGAGCUGGCGCAGCGGCGGGAGGAGCUCAACCUGCGCAUCAGCGGCGCGCAGCAAGCCUUGGCCGAAGCGCAGGAGCGGCAGCAUCAGGCGCAGCAGGCCAUGGCCAGCAAGGAGGAAGGCUUGCCUGCGCCUGCGCCCAACACCCUUAAUGCAGCUAAGAAGCAGCUGGCCGCUGCACGGCGACAGGCCGAGGCAGCAGCUGUGGAAGAGCCUGAGGAUGUGGUGGAGGCGCGAUACGGCAACCCCAAGAGCACCCUGACGGCCUCGAUUGAUAGGAUCCUGCAGUCAGGCGACCCCGGUUUGGUAGGCGUGGUUGCGCAGCUGGCCACCGUGGAUGACAAGGCCCUGUCAGCAGUGCUGGUUGCUGCGUGCCGCAGUCAGCUGGCCACAGUUGUGGUACAGGACAUACCGGCGCGGCAGCGCGUAGCGGCCAUGCUGGUCAAGAUGGAUUACCCUGUGCCAGACAUGCUGCCAGCAACGAUGAUGUUGGGGUCAAACGCCAAGAAUGGAGACACGCCCGGAUUUGCCAGCGCGGGGCAGCGCGCACGCGCCCUGCAUGCUGCUGCGUGCCGUGGAGCCGAUCCCCCGCUGGCCAUUCCACUGCCACACACGGCCGCCAUCAGCAAGCUGCGGGAUACAGCCGAGGGUGUGGGCAUGUCGGCCACAGACUGGCCACGCGGCUGCCUAGGGUAUGCUGUCAACCUGGUUCGCCCCACACACAAGGGCCAUCGUGCCAACGUCCUGUUCAGCCAGCUUAGCAACAUGCUUGUGUUUGAGACGCUCCAGGAUGCAGAGGAAUACAAGGAGUUUUUGAGCCAGAAGCUGAGGAUUGGGACGGGCAUGUUUCUGUCGCUGGAUGGUAGGAGGAUCAUGGCCAAUGGCGUGGUCAGCGGUGCCAGCUUCCAGGUCCCAGCACUGGAGAAGGCAGACAUGCGGUUUGGGAGCAGCGGCGCGCUGGGCGAGAAUCCAGCGGCUGCGCAGGCCGCCGAGCAGGAGCAGGCAGAGCAGGUAGAGGCCGAGUGUCGCAGCGAGCUGGAGAGUGUCGAGGUCCAAAUUGCAGAGCUGGAUGCACAGUUGGCCCUGGGUGAUAUCGCUGCCGGUGGCGGCGCAGCAGCAGGAGGCCAGACUGGACGAAAGAAGCGGGGCAGGCGGCAGCAGCAGCAGGAAGAGGAAGAGGUGGUGGUCGUGGAGGAGUCGGACGAGCAGCACAACCAUGCGGGCCAGCCCAUCAAAAGGCGCCGGCGCACGGCGGCUUAG
Molecule: messenger RNA, 6735 nt
Organism: Chlorella variabilis
Lineage: Eukaryota; Viridiplantae; Chlorophyta; Trebouxiophyceae; Chlorellales; Chlorellaceae
Exons: 35
Coding region: 1-6735 (2244 amino acids)
Biological process (GO): chromosome organization; double-strand break repair
Cellular component (GO): chromosome
Molecular function (GO): ATP binding; protein binding
Source: RefSeq, a predicted model, not a curated record